AUGGCGCCGACAGCGCAGCCCCAUGAUGCUAGCAGGCGCUGGGAGGGCGAAUUGCAGAAGUUGCAAGCAGAAGUGUCUCAUUUCCAACAUGCAGGAUCCAAGCCGUCGCCUCAAAACCCACAGCGACGGAACCUGCGCCCCCUGUUGAAAGGCACCUCCAUCAACAACGCAGAUGCUGGUACAGGCAAGUUGCAGAGUCGCGGCUGGCCCGCACCCCUGCAAAAGGCGAAACUCUUUGCUGCGCAGCGCUGGCGGUGGCAACGAAUCCGACCUGGGGUGAAUGAGGAUUCGCUUUGCCGAAGCACUCGGAGGAUCCAAAGGGCUUGGAGAGAGCUUCUGCAGCACAGGCACUUGGAGCUGGCCAGGCAGCAGCUGCUGCAGCUGGGACCGCCGUCCAAGGUCAGGCUCUCGCCGAUUUCACGGCAAGAAGUGCAUGGGCUGCCACUCGGCGAGACGAAGUGCACGUCGCCAGACGAGGACCUCUGGGAUGAAGCCAUCUUCUCCCACUAUCCAUCAGUUGAUGACAUGCUCUCCGAGCGAGUCAAGGAGGAGGCACGCGGGGCUGUUGCAUGCAUGGAGCCGGUGAUGAGCAUCGUCCAGCGCCUACGCAAGUUGGAGCGACAUUUCCAACUCAGGACUCGAGGUUCUGCUCCCUGGCGUCCUCCAUGUGCCCUGGGGGACGUUGCACGUCAAAACAUAGAGGAGGUGGUCAGAGCAGUUCUUGACCUAUGCAGAGGAGAUGUCCGCACGCAGCACAUGUUGAUGCCAGCUUUGUGCUCACUCCGGCUCACGGUGGCAAGCAGCUACAUGCAUUGCUUGGAGUUGCAGAGGGCAUCUGCGGUGCUGUCAGAGCUGGAGGGGUCUUUGCAAAGUGCUGGAGAGUUUGGCGGCCUGGACAUGCUGAGCCAAAGGAUCGCCUCGAGAGCUACACUGCUGCGCAGCCGAGCAGCCUGGCUUUCGGGCGGUGCCGCCUCUGCAGAGGCAGCUGCCAGAGAUGCACUUCAGCUGCUCCAGGAGUCCCAGCAAUGCGUUUUCUGGCCCCCUCAUCCUUGGGAGCUAGCUGCAUGUCAUCGCAUUGCCGCCCUGUCCCUUUGCAGAGCCGGACUUGGGGCGACUUCUGGCCAACAUCCCUGGCUCUUUCUCGGAUCUCUUGCGAGAGGACAUACAAGUGCUUCAGCUUGA
Symbiodinium sp. CCMP2456 is the source of this 1182-nucleotide messenger RNA. The record is from the annotation of a GenBank genome assembly. Lineage: Eukaryota; Dinophyceae; Suessiales; Symbiodiniaceae.